CCGAAGGGGUCUCCCCCUUGUAAAUGACCCGGGGAAAAAAAAAUUCAUGACGACUUCUCUGGGCCUCCUCUUAUUCUUCCAUUUUUCUUUCCACCUGUCCUCUCCGUGGAAUGGAGCGUCAUUCCGUAGAGCACAAAAUCUGUCAUGCAUCUAAUAAUGACUGUGCUGUGGUAGGGAUCCUGAGACAGUUUUACGCGUGAGGCUUGAGAUAUUGACAGAUGAUGGUUUGUUCGUUUGGAUUACUGCGGAACUGCAGCUCCGUCCCUGCAAGGAUUUUAUCCUCAGCACUGCACUGAUUAAGCUAUUUUUCUACAAAGAUGGCAGUGUGCAGGGUAGAAGGGAACAGGACCCAUAUGUCAGUGGUCUAGGAUGGCCAGUGAAGGCUCCAACAUCCCAAGUCCUGUGGUCCGUCAGAUUGACAAGCAGUUUCUGAUUUGCAGCAUAUGCCUGGACCGUUACAAGAACCCCAAAGUGCUUCCCUGCCUGCACACUUUCUGUGAGAGGUGCUUACAGAAUUACAUUCCAGCCCAUAGCUUAACCCUUUCUUGCCCCGUGUGCCGCCAGACCUCCAUUCUGCCAGAGAAAGGGGUUUCUGCACUCCAGAACAACUUCUUUAUCACUAACCUGAUGGAUGUCCUGCAACGAACGCCGGACAACAGCAUUGAAGACUCCUCCAUCUUGGAGACUGUCACCGCUGUUGCCGCGGGCAAACCACUCUCCUGUCCCAACCAUGAUGGAAACGUGAUGGAAUUUUACUGCCAGUCUUGUGAGACUGCCAUGUGCCGGGAGUGUACAGAAGGAGAACAUGCAGAGCAUCCCACAGUACCCCUCAAGGAUGUGGUGGAACAACACAAGGCUUCUCUCCAAGUCCAGCUGGAUGCUGUCAACAAAAGGCUUCCAGAGAUCGACUCAGCACUUCAUUUUAUAUCUGAAAUCAUACACCAGUUAACCAACCAAAAGGCUAGCAUUGUAGAUGACAUUCAUUCCACUUUUGAUGAAGUCCAGAACACUUUAAAUGUGCGAAAGAGUUUGCUGCUUAUGGAGCUGGAAGUGAAUUAUGGCCUUAAACAUAAAGUCCUCCAGACACAGCUGGACUCCUUACUUGAAGGACAAGAAAGCAUUAAAAGUUGCAGCAACUUUACAGCCCAAGCCCUCAACCACGGCACUGAAACUGAAGUUCUGCUGGUGAAGAAGCAAAUGAGCGACAAGCUGAAUGAGCUGGCUGAGCGGGACUUCCCGUUGCAGCCCCGUGAAAACGACCAGUUGGACUUCAUAGUGGAAACAGAAGGCCUGAAGAAGUCCAUUCACAACCUGGGCACUAUUUUAACCACCAAUGCUGUUGCCUCUGAAACAGUUGCCACAGGUGAGGGACUGAGGCAGACAGUGAUCGGACAGCCCAUGUCUGUUACCAUCACAACCAAGGACAAAGAUGGGGAGCUCUGUAAAUCUGGGAAUGCUUACCUCACUGCUGAACUGAGCACGCCUGAUGGGAGUGUCGCAGAUGGAGAGAUACUUGACAAUAAAAACGGCACUUACGAAUUUUUGUAUACUGUUCAGAAAGAAGGGGACUUCACUUUGUCACUGAGACUUUAUGAUCAACAUAUCAAGGGCAGCCCGUUCAAACUUAAAGUGGUCAGAUCAGCAGAUGUGUCCCCUACUACUGAAGGGGUUAAGAGGCGUGUUAAAUCUCCUGGCAGUGGUCAUGUGAAGCAGAAAGCUGUGAAGAGACCUGCAAGCAUGUACAGCACUGGCAAAAGAAAAGAGAAUCCCAUUGAAGAUGAUUUGAUCUUCAGAGUAGGCACCAAAGGAAGAAACAAAGGUGAAUUUACAAAUCUUCAAGGUGUAGCUGCAUCUACAAAUGGAAAAAUAUUAAUAGCAGAUAGUAACAACCAGUGUGUGCAGAUAUUUUCCAAUGAUGGUCAGUUCAAGAGCCGUUUUGGCAUACGAGGAAGGUCUCCCGGCCAGUUGCAGAGGCCAACAGGAGUGGCUGUGCAUCCCAGUGGUGACAUCAUUAUUGCAGAUUAUGAUAACAAAUGGGUUAGCAUAUUCUCAUCAGAUGGAAAAUUUAAGGUAUGAGUUACCAUGGGAACUCUCCUGAGCUUUCUCUAUCUUACAAAGGAAUGCAAA
This is a messenger RNA of Nestor notabilis (Kea), 2127 nucleotides long. RefSeq names its product tripartite motif containing 2 (gene TRIM2). Lineage: Eukaryota; Metazoa; Chordata; Aves; Psittaciformes; Psittacidae. The transcript has 8 exons. The annotation marks the transcript as partial. Gene Ontology annotation, molecular function: translation repressor activity; protein binding; ubiquitin protein ligase activity. The record is from RefSeq and is a predicted model, not a curated record. Gene Ontology annotation, biological process: negative regulation of translation; protein polyubiquitination; proteasome-mediated ubiquitin-dependent protein catabolic process.